This is a messenger RNA of Perca fluviatilis (European perch), 2970 nucleotides long. RefSeq names its product fibroblast growth factor receptor substrate 2-like. Lineage: Eukaryota; Metazoa; Chordata; Actinopteri; Perciformes; Percidae. Gene Ontology annotation, cellular component: cell-cell junction; cytoplasm. Gene Ontology annotation, biological process: cell surface receptor protein tyrosine kinase signaling pathway. The record is from RefSeq and is a predicted model, not a curated record.
ACACACACACACACACACGCACACACACACACAGACAUUAACUUUUGGAUUUGAUUUUGAAGAAUGAAUGAACAUGGCUUGUUAUUGUGCGUCUCCUCAGACUGUGUGUGACUGUGUGAGAGGAACCAGGGCCCUGAGACCUGAGGAACCAGGCCCUGAGACCUGAGGAACCAGGGCCCUGAGACCUGAGGAACCAGGGCCCUGAGACCUGAGGAACCAGGCCCUGAGACCUGAGAGGAACCAGGGCCCUGAGACCUGAGGAACCAGGGCCCUGAGACCUGAGGAACCAGGCCCUGAGACCUGAGAGGAACCAGGGCCCUGAGACCUGAGGAACCAGGCCCUGAGACCUGAGAGGAACCAGGGCCCUGAGACCUGAGAGUAACCAGGGCCCUGAGACCUGAGAGGAACCAGGGCCCUGAGACCUGAGAGUAACCAGGGCCCAGCCACCUGACAUGUUGCUGAAAAACACACCAAAUGAUAACAGAAAGAUGCUAAAUGACCACAGAGAAACAUAAGCGUCUAAAGGAGACCCAAAAUAACUAUAAAGAGAUGCAAAAAAUUUAAAGAAUUCUGAGUGUAUAUUGAGUUUAAUCUCAUAAUCCUGACUUUAAAGACAAUUUAAACUUAGAAUCCUGAUUUUAAACUCAAUUUAAACUCAUAGUCUGACUUUAAACUCAUUUCCGCGUGCCAUCCCAUAAUAUAUUUCCAGGCUGUCAGUUAGUCACUCUGCUGGGAGAGGCCUCGGCUGUCCCAAAACCACACUCCCCGCGCAUGCGCACAACCGCGGGUGUUCACCACAUUGGAGCGUCGCUGCUGAACUCUCGGAAGUUAAGUUGCAGUGAUUUUAGCCCGACAGCUAGCAUCGUCCCACCGCAGAAAACUCGGCAAAACGCGACAAAAAAGUUAUUUUGUUCGGCAGCUGUUCCCGCGCAGCGACACUACCGGACACUACCGAUGGAUUCAAACCGUUUGUUGGUGUUUAAUCGGCGGGAACACGAACAUUAAAGCCUCGGAGAGAAGUUGUGAUUGUUGUUUUGGCGGAAAGAUGGAGGCGCUGCUAAUGCUAACCGCUACCUGCUAACUAACUGCUAACUGUUGUUGUGUUCACUGUGGUUUCACUCGGAGUUGCCCAAAACUUCCACUGAAGUCCGGAGAGUACCACCGCCCUGACUGUAGCUGCUGUUGAUGUCUACAGACCAACUAAAGAAUGAGCGUCCCUCAGACUCUGAGGAUGGGACCAGGGCUACCGGAGGCAGGAUCUAGACAUCAGAUGGUGCUCUGAAGAAGCCAUGGGUAGCUGCUUAAGCUGUCCAGAGAAAGAGUCAAUUCCAGAUAAUCAUCAAAGUAAAUUUAAGGUGAUAAACGUGGACGACGAUGGGAACGAGUUGGGAUCAGGUGUGAUGGAGCUGACCGAUGCUGAGCUCGUCCUCCACACUCAUCGCCGUGACGACGUGCGGUGGCCUUACCUGUGCUUACGGCGCUACGGCUACGACUCCAACCUGUUCUCGUUUGAGAGCGGACGCCGCUGCCAGACGGGUCAAGUUUCAGACUCAGCUUCACUAAGGGCCAGACAUCCUACAGCGUUGGGGUACUCGGUGCCCUCGGUUCCUAACGGUGUGUCCAGGAUCCCGUCUGUGGGCGAGGCCCCGUCUCACCCCUCCAGCCGCCACCCGUCGGUGGCCAGCACCCGUCUGCCCUCUGUGGGGGAGGAGUCCACCCACCCUCUGCUGGUGGCCGACGACGCGGUGCACACGUACGUGAACACUGUGGGUCUCCUGGAGGAGCAGCCGAGCCCGUUGACUGUGACCACGCCGCUGGAGAGCCCGGCCUCCGCAGUCUCAGUGUCCCCCGACCCCCACCUUCCCCCGCCAUCGCUGCGAAGCCGCCGCGACGCGCAGGUGCUGCUGGAGCGCGGGGUUCCGGCCGCCUUGGCCCCGCCGGUGCAGAGGCAGCUGAUGGAGCAGGAGAAGAGGCAGCAGGAGAACGGCGAGCCGCCACAGACCAGCGGCGAGCCGCCAGAGACCAACGGCCACGCCGAGGACGAUCAGGCGCCACCGCCGCAGCCCGAGGCCGCAGCGCCGCCGCCGCUCGCCAACGGCUCCACCACCUCCAAUCCCUCCGCGGCGCCGCGGCGCCACCGUCCGCCCCCCCUCACCCCCGACCUGCAGAAUGUCAACAACUCGGCCCAGCGGCGCACCGCCCUGCUGGACUACGAGAACCUGCCGGCGCUGCCGCCGGUGUGGGAGGCCAGGAAGGCGAGCGCCGAGGACGAGGAGAACGUAGCAGACGCCGCGCCAACGGCUACGGGCACGGGCGCCGCGCACCACUCCUACUCCCACCCGCUGUCCGCCGCGCUCGAGUCCUCGCACAACUACGUGAACACGGAGAACGUCACGGCGCCGCUCAGCGCGCACCGGCCCGACACAGCGCGGCGCCGCACGGACGCCGCCACCGUCUUCAACUUCGACUUCCGCCGGCUGCCGGCGCACGCCGAGCCGCCCAAAACGCUGAACUACAUCGAGGUGGAGAUGGACGCCGGCGCGGCGAACAGGGGCGCGUCCGACGGCAGCAACCCGCACACGCCGCGCACGCCCACCUCGCCGCUGCCGCCCAGCACGCCCACCCGGCGCACCGAGCUCUACGCCCUCAUCGACAUCGAGCGCACCGCCGCCAUGUCCAACCUGCAGAAGGCGCGGCCGCGGGACGACGGCACCUCGCGCAAGACGCGGCACAACAGCACGGAGCUGCCGACCAAAAGCACCGCGUGACACGCACCUGCCACUUCCUGUCAGAGAGGGGCGGGGCUUCUUUCUGCCACUUCCUGUCAGAGAGGGGCGGGGCUUCUUUCUGCCACUUCCUGUCAGAGAGGGGCGGGGCUUCUUUCUGCCACUUCCUGUCAGAGAGGGGCAGGGCUUCUUUCUGCCACUUCCUGUCAGAGAGGGGCGGGGCUUCUUUCUGCCACUUCCUGUC